AUGCUCGUCUCAGAAGCUGUUGUUGUUAACCUUCGUCCGCUGACUCCGAUCGAUGAGUUCCCAUGCCGAUCUCUCAAGUUUACACCUGAUACUACCGAUGUAUGUAUCGGGCGAGCGUCAAAGCGGGAGUCCAAGAACCUCGUUCCCUGCAAGGAUAAUGGGCUAUUCGAUUCGCGAGUCAUGUCAAGAAACCAUGCCCAACUGAUAGUACGUCUGGAUAAGAAGCUCGCCUAUCUUCGAGAUGGUGGAUCAAUGCACGGUACCUACGUAAACGGAAAGAAACUCGCCAGCGAGGAGGAACACCCGCUCAGUCAAGGGGAUCUUAUCACAUUUGGCACAGAAGUGAUUCGUGGUAAAGAUACGUUCCCACCGGUACAAGUACGUUGUGAACUUGACUGGCUUCAUAAGCCUACACCCAUGAAUACGUUCUGUGUACCUGAUGAUGACGAUGACAAUGACGUCGAAACUGAUAAUGCUCCGGUGUCGGUUGUGGAGGUCUCAUCACCUUUUACCUCACCUUUGAAGAAGGAUUCACCGAACAUUACCCUUUAUUCAUCUGUCAACAUGCUUGAUAACAGUGACUGUGCUGCUCGCCACGGAUCCCAAGAUAGUCCCAUUAACCUCGACUGUGAUCCGGCUGAACAGCCUUUGGUGACUCCGCGGAUGACCCCACCAGCGGCGAUAAGUACCCUCGAUGAGGAGCCUGGCGAGGGAGUUGCUCAUCUGGAUGUCUUUGUGGAAGAAACUGGUCUCGAGUCCUCUCUAGAAUCCACUCCUGAAGGGAGUUCGGACUGGGAGGAGGAUGAUGAUGAUGAUGAUGUUUCCUACGGCGACGAAGAGGAGAUACACUCGCAGUGCUCUUUGGACUCCGACAUGGAAGAAGACUCAUGCGUCUUUGACGAUUAUAAGACUAUGAAGACUUCUCAGGUCCUCGGUAUUCGUGAUCUGAUAGCGUCCGAUUCCUCCUUCGACUUCGAGGGAGCAGCUCAUCGACCGAAUUCUGGGGUUGCCGAGCCUCGCUUCGAUGACGAAAAGGGAAAUGAGGUGUCACCCAUUUUACCCAAGGCUAUCCCGUCCGACUUGCCUGUCAUUGAGCAUACUUCCUCACAAUCAAUCUCUCACAAUGUAAAACCAAGCGAAAUCUUUCCUAUCCAAGCGCCACAGUCAUCAAAUAUGCUGCCGUUGUCCCUGUUGUGUCAACAAACACAGAACAGAUUUCUCCCUAAUUCUCUCAUUGGACUCCAGCAGAAUCCUCUGGCGUCUCCUGUCGAUUGGCAUCCUGGGAGUGUGUAUCCGCUUCCUGUCCCAGCUCUCCCAAAGGUGACCUAUUCUGAUGGCCCCUUUGCCAAUGAGCUUACUGCGGCAAAUAGUACUGCAACUACUUGCGAAACCACCGAACCUACUGUCGCCAACCCGGCCACAGCUUUCCCAGUGAGCAAGGACGUUGAGCCGAGCGAGCAAGAUAUCUGGAGAACUGCCGUGGUCUCAGAGCAGCCGAGCACAUCACAGUUGCCGCCAUCGCAGAGUGCCAUUCCCCCGCAAGAUCCCGGUUCCAACGUACAAGAAUCAAGGCCAUUGAAAAGGAAGGCAGAGGCUAUUGAAGAACCCCUGACCAAUCCAUCGCGGGAAAUACAGGUUUUGGAUUGUGGUCACAACGAGACAGACUCACUUGAGGCUCAGCCAAGGAAGCCAUCGGAAAAGCAAGAUAUUAUUCCGCGUUCUCUCCCAGACCUGGUCCCUACAAAUGAGUCUACACCCGCCAGUCAAACUCCCAAUGUUCCUACCAGCUCCGAACGACCUCUCAAACGAGCAAAGAAGUCAGCUGCCCGGAGCUUCGCCAGCCAUGCUGCUACUGCUGCCCUGGGAGUUGCGAUAGGUGCUCUCGGUACUAUUGUCACGUUGGCCUCGCUUCCUCCCGACUACUUUUAUGAAUGA
Molecule: messenger RNA, 1935 nt
Organism: Aspergillus aculeatinus CBS 121060
Lineage: Eukaryota; Fungi; Ascomycota; Eurotiomycetes; Eurotiales; Aspergillaceae
Product: FHA domain protein
Exons: 5
Coding region: 1-1935 (644 amino acids)
Cellular component (GO): cytoplasm
Molecular function (GO): protein binding
Source: RefSeq, a predicted model, not a curated record